This is a messenger RNA of Phyllopteryx taeniolatus (common seadragon), 5142 nucleotides long. RefSeq names its product myosin-16. NCBI's taxonomy places the organism in Eukaryota, Metazoa, Chordata, Actinopteri, Syngnathiformes, Syngnathidae. Gene Ontology annotation, cellular component: myosin complex. The record is from RefSeq and is a predicted model, not a curated record. The transcript is spliced from 22 exons. The coding region runs from base 605 to 3952 and encodes 1115 amino acids.
GGAUGGACUUGGAAUUUUUCACUGGAUUCUUGUUUUUGCUAUUGUGUUGUGUUUGAUAGUUUCAACAUUGUGGUCAAGGGAUAUAUUUCUAUGGCAGAGCAAUGCAACGUGGAAUGCUUUAGGGUCACCUGUCUUCAUAUGACAUCAUCCUCAUAUGACUUGUUUGAGCACAGACGGAAGAGCUUUUGAAGGAAACUACAGAGGUGGUCUAAAUCUCAAUCUAGCAUGGACUGUAAGGUAGCUGUUUGUUAUUUGCAAAAAGCCAGACAAAUAUAUGAGGGGCAUGUUUGGAUUACAGCAGAAGACCUUACAAUAUGCGAUUAACAUCUUAGAAAAGGCUGAAGAUUUGACGAACAAAGUAGAUGGAGAAGUACCAACAAAUAGGUGGAGAGACAAGCCAAAGAGUACCAGCUGCUGGAUCAACAUCAGUGAGUGAACUAUUAUCGUACUUUCUGCCUUAAUCCACCUGGAACAGCAAGAACAGCUGUACACCUUUUAAAGGAGUGAUACAGGGGAUGUAAUUAGACCUCUUGGCUGAAGCACAGAAGCAUAUGCCAUACAAAGAAAGGCUGUGUAUCGACAAGAGAAAGUUGUCUCUAAGAGGAUGUCUUUAACGUGUGCUCAGCCUCGCCAUUUCCUCUUAGCUGAUGCAGAAGAGUGUAAGCGGAGCCAAGCUGACCCUGGACCAGAACCAGAACCUGAUGAACUGGAUUGGGAUGGCUUUAGCACCACAUUGGAGAACAGAUUACAAACUGAGCAGGACACUGCCCCCGUGUCGGAACUGCGCUGUGUCCAACUGGAGAAGACACAACGUGAGCUAGAGCGACAACUAUCUGGCUUGUCAGAGCGUCUGGAAGAAGGGGAGGUCCGUUCAACUCAGCUUGCUCUCCACAGAGACAGGAUGGAGGAAGAGUGUAACAGCCUCAGACAAGACCUGGACCAACUGGAGGGUGCCCUGAUUGCGUGUGAGCGGGAUAAAGAGCAAGCUAUGGAGGACCUGCACAGUGAGGAGAAGAAGGUGGAUCUGUUGUCCCAGCAGAAAUCCCAACUACAGAUGCAAGUAGAAGAGCUAGAGUAUCAGCUGGAGCAGGAGCGCUAUCAGCGUGACGAGCUGGAGAAGAACAGUAGGAAGAUGGACGGUGACAAUCUGUGUACUCAGGAGAGUCUGGAGGGGGUGGACAAGACAAGGAAUGGUCCAGAAGAGAUCAUCAAAAGGAAAGACAUGGAGAUAAGCAAUAUUCAGUCCAAGCUUGAAGCUGAAGAGAGCCUCAGCAAUGGACUGCAGAAGAAGAGCCGAGAACUGCAGGCCCGCAUUGAGGAGUUGGAGGAAGAAUUGGAAGCUGAACGGGCCAUAAGAGCAAAGGUGGAAAAGCACAGAGCAGAUUUAAGCAGGGAACUGGACGAUCUCACAGAUCGACUCGAGGAAGCAGGCGGGGUCACCGCCUCACAGAUAGAGAUGAACAAGAAGCGAGAGGCGGAGCUCCAGCGUCUGAGACGAGACCUGGAGGAGUCAUCUGUCCAGUCAGAGACGCUGGCUGCAACCCUGAGAAAACGCCACGGCGAUGUCAUUGCAGAGCUAAGUGAGCAGUGCGACGCUCUGCAGAGGACCAAGGCCAAGUUGGAAAAGGAGAAGCAGAACUUGAGGAUGGAAGUAGACGACCUAUCCACUUCACUAGAAAGUCUACAGAAAGCCAAGAUGUCCUCAGAUAGCCAGAUGAAGAAAUUGGAAGAACAGCUCUAUGAGGCUAACAGGAAAGGAGAUGACCUGCAGAGGACACUCACUGAGCUCACUGUGUCCAAGAACAGACUCACAGCUGAUAAUACAGACACAAGUCGACGAUUGGCUGAGGCCGAGAACAGAUCUGGCCAGUUGAGUCGUACCAAGUCUCUCCUCCAAUCUCAACUAGAAGAACUGAAGAAACAGCUGGAUGAAGAGGUCAAAUGUAAGCAGGCAGUCAGCGGAUGUCUGAGUUCGGUGCGGCAAGAGUGCGAGGGGCUCAAGGAGCAGCUGGAGGAGGAGCAGGAGAGCAAGCAAGAGCUGCAGCGGCUCAUCUCCAAACUCAACAUCGAGAUGACACACUUAAGGACAAAACAUGAGGCAGACUCCAUCCAGCAUGCUGAUGAGCUGGAGGAAACCAAAAAGAAGCUGGUAUUGCGGCUGCAGGAGGCAGAGGAGGCAAUGGAAGCCACCCAGGCUAAAUGCUCCUCUCUGGAGAAAACCAGACAGAGGCUGCAGGGAGAGGUGGAGGAGCUGUGCAUGGACCUGGAGAAGGCUAGCGGAUGUGGACAAGCUCUGGAUAAGAAGCAGCGGGUUCUAGAGAAGCAGCUGGGAGACUGGAAGCAAAAGUGUGAGGAGCUGGUAGCGGAGGUGGAGAGCUGCCAAAAGGAGAGCAGACAACACGCAGGCGAGCUCUUCAAGCUGAAGACAGUGCAUGAAGAGUCUCUGGAGCAGCUGGAAGCUCUACGAAGGGAGAACAAGGCCUACCAAGGCUAUGCCUCUGAGUUAUCCUUACUUACAGAAGAGAUUGCGGACCUCAUGGACCAGCUCACAGAUGGAGGUAAGAGUGUCCAUGAGCUCCAGAAAGCAAAGAAGAAGAUAGAGAUGGAGAAAGAAGAAUUACAGGCUUCACUGGAAGAGUCAGAGGCAGCUUUAGAGGCUGAAGAAACCAAGUUGCUGAGAAUGCAGCUGGAGUUGUCUCAGGCAAAAGCAGACCUGGAGCGCAGACUUCAAGAGAAGGAGGAAGAGAUUGAUGCUGCUCGAAAAAGCCACCAGAGGGCGUUGGAAUCCCUACAGGCCACCUUGGAUGUGGAGAUUAAAGGUCGAGUGGAGGGAUUGAAGCUCAAAAAGAAACUAGAGGCUGAUGUUGCUGAACUGGAGCUUCAAGUGGAUCUCCUUACCAAAAGUAACACUGAGUUCAGCAAGAGCAGCAAAAAGACACAGCAGCAGAUCAAGGAGCUCCAGGCUCAGCUCGAGGAGGAAGUGAGGGGCCACGAGGAGCACAAGGAGGAGAUGGUGGCGUUGGAGAGACGCUGUGCUCUCCUGGUUAGUGAUGGUGAAGAGUCUCGCUCUGUCUUGGAGAGUACAGAAAGGGUUCGCAAAGCCUUGGAGGUGGAGUUGCAGGAUGCCAAUGAAAAAUACAGUGAUCUCAACAACCAGUUCCAAUCGGUUCUGAGUGGGAGGAGGAAGCUGGAGGUGGAUCUCCAAGCUCUGCAGCACGAGCAUGAGGAGCUACAAGGAGAGCUGAGGGGAUCGGUCGACAAAUCCAAGAAGGCCAGCUGUGAGUUGGCCAGAGUGGGGGAGGAACUACGCCUGGAGCAAGAGCACACGCUCCAUCUGGAGAGGGUGAAGAAAGGUCUUGAGGCUCAGGUGAAAGACAUGAGCACCAGGCUGGAGGAGGCAGAGCAGAUGGCUUUGAAAGGAGGCAAAAAGACCAUCCAGAAGUUGGAGGGAAAGGUAAAGGAGUUGGAGCUCCAGCUGGAGUCCGAGCAGAAGCGACACGCCGAGACAGUGAAGACGCUGAGGAAGAAUGAACGUCGGCUCAAGGAGUUGGUCUUUCAGUCUGAGGAGGACCAGAAGAACCAGCUGAGAAUGCAAGAGCUAGUGGAGAGGCUUCAGAACAAGAUGAAGGCUUACAAGAGACAAGUAGAAGAGGCUGAGGAGCAAGCCAACAUGAACUUGGCCAAGUACAGGAAGACAGUCCAUGAGCUGGAUGAUGCUGAGGAACGAGCUGACAUCGCCGAAUCAGCACUUACAAAGAUAAGGAUCAAGAAGAGAGGCAGCUUCAGCAAGGGAUACUCCUCAGGUUACAGCACCCCAUACCCAGGUCUGGUACGGUCGCCCAGCUCCGUGGGCUCAGAGGGCCGAGUCGAGAAGAUCCUCAACGACGACGAGUCAGUCAGCUCCCUAAUCCCGUCUUAUCUCAAUUCCCUCAAGAAACUCAUGAUCGACUAGAAAGAGCGCCGUUUUCUUUGAUGUGAAGUCAAUCACACCUUGAUGCCACUUGAAGAGAUCACACUCGAACAUUAUGAAGUCUUUAUGGUUAAGUUUGACAGAAAUUAAAUUUUUACUUCACCAUCACAUUAUAAACAAAACCCCAGCAUUUAAUUGUGCACUCCUUCAUUUGUCAUGAACUACACAUUUUUAACACACUUUAUCUUAUCCAGUAACUGCUGCAUAUAUUGAUAGUGAUAUUGAAUAGUGUGUUAAAACAGAUUAUAUCUUUAUACUGUGUUUCCUCAUAUAAUGCUCUAAUACACGCCCCAGUUUAUUGAAUAGCGUGUUGUUCUCUUAUCUUGAAUAAAUAAACACCUUACACAUCAGAAAUGCCUGGUGCUCUCUGCAGUUGUGUUAAUAAAUAUACUAUAAGUAGCACUUCACAUAUCAGCUGUAGACCAUUGAUCAGCUAAAAUGAUUUUUGGCCAUUCUUGACAUAUUGGUUUAAAAUGCAACUAAAGUGUAAUAACAUGCUACUGAAUAUGUCUAAGCUGUUGGGUAAGCUAACAAAACAAAACGUAGACAACAAAAGCCAUCUGGUUAAUCAAUUAAUAAUAUUUGGAUGUCUCAUUUAAAACAACAUAUCACUGCAUGAACUACCAUCUGGAUAGAAAGUGACUAUAUCAUUGUUAACUGACUUAAUAUAACUUGUAUUUUCAUUAAUUGAAACAUUUCUUAAAUAGCAUUGGGGCCACUUCUAGUCCCCAACAAUGCAAUGUAUCUCCACCAAGUCAAAAAUACACAUCAUGAGACUCAUUCAUAAUAAAUGACUAAUCAAUGUCUCAGGGCAGUUUGUAUUAGUUUGACAUAAGGUGCCAUCCAUGUGGGUUUCUAGUUUACCGAAAAAUAUUCAAUAGAGUUUCUAUAUUUUACUUUUACACACAUUUCCUAUCACUGCCUUUGACUGUAAUAAACCAUUUUAUAGUUCCAUCCAUCCAUUGUCUGUACCGCUUUAUCCUCACAAGGGUCGCGGGGGGUGCUGGAGCGUAUCCCAGCUGUCUUCGGGCGAGAGGCGGGGUACACCCCGACCUGAUCGCCAGCCAAUCACAGGGCACAUAUAAACAAACAACCAUUCGCGCGUACAUUCACACCUACGGGCAAUUUAGAGUCUUCAAUCCCAUUUUAUAGUUGAAUGUGAAAUUUUAUUG